AUGACUGUUAUAUGGGAUUGUGUAAGUCUCCUUCUCAUUGUCCUUCUGGAUGUGCCACACCUUUUCUGCAGAUCCAAUACCCUCUGUCCUCACACCUCUUUCUAUCAUGACUGUUGGAUUCGCCGUUUUCCUGGCCUCUUCCUCAGCCUCCCCAGAUCAGAACAACAUGGAGCUAAAGUGCUGCAGCAACAACUGGAACAAUCUGCUCAACUUUGCAGCCGCAAGUGCUGUGACCAGGCAUCCUGUAAUCUGGCUGCAUUUUAUUCCAAUACAAAAGAAGGAACAGUGAACUGUCACUUGGUGCAUUGUCCACAGCCUGAGAGCUGCAUCCUUCAGUUACAGGAAAGAGCUGUCCUGUUCACAGUCACAGCUGGCAUUGAUCCAGAUCUUCUGGUGUUUGAUAAACUAGGACAUUUUGAUUUCAAUCCAAGAUCAUCUUUGAAAUGGGAACGUCCAAAUGUGUCACAUGUUCUGGCCUCCUCUGCUGAUGUCUCCCCUUUACAGGAUUCUCCAAACCAGAACACUCCUUCUUCAAUUGAACCCCAGCCUCAGCCUCUACCACCUGUUCAGCCACCUCCUCAGCACUCUCCCCCUAUGCUCCUUUCACCUGCUGAAGAUUCUCCCCUACGCUCCUUUCCUCCCACUCACUUUCCUCCCCUAACAGACCCAGUUGUAUCUGACAGUACCACUGUCUCCCCUUCAUGUGCUGGGACAUUGGCCCAAGUUGCCAUCAGUGAAGGUUCCACUCCCUCACUUCUCCCCCAAAUGGACCAACCAAUGUCUGAAGCACUAAGCCCAGCCCAUCUUGACAGCAGCAAACAGCAUAUCAAUGAGACUAAAGGUCACAAUGGGAAGAACCAAAGCUCUGAAGGAGAAGUAGAGGACACAGCAAACCCUUGGAUUGGUCUCUGGCUACUUCCAGGCUUGCUGGGGUCAUCAGUGGCUUUCUUAUGCUGCUGCUCAGGGAUUUUAGCUCUUGGAUGCUGCAGGAGGAGGAGGGGACGGUACAGACCAGGACACAGAGGGGAAGAGGGUAAACAAAUGCCAAUCAGGUGCACUCUGCUCAAGGAUAAUGUAUAA
Molecule: messenger RNA, 1080 nt
Organism: Bombina bombina (fire-bellied toad)
Lineage: Eukaryota; Metazoa; Chordata; Amphibia; Anura; Bombinatoridae
Gene: MANSC4
Product: MANSC domain containing 4
Source: RefSeq, a predicted model, not a curated record